AUGCUAUUAAGAAAAUUAAGUCACGCUGGUUUUUUGUACAGUUCUGACUCUUCAGAAAUUUAUUUUAAUAUUUUAGAUAUAUCUGUGACUGGUCAAGCACAAUUGUUCUCUAGUUCUCAUGUUUUUCUUGAUGGUUUUAGUUACCGUUUAUAUAACUGCUUAGUGUGCAGUUAUUCCACUAGAUUUUCUUCUCAUAUUAAAUAUCAUAUCCGAACUCAUACUGGUGAAAAACCCUUUGCUUGUUCUCAUUGUGGAAAAAGUUUCGCUCAAAAAGCGAAUCUCAAGAGUCAUUUAAAAAUCUUUCUUGCAAUUUCAGGCUCUUUGAUUCCCGGUAGUACUUUGUAUACUUCUGUGAGUGUAUUGAUUGGUGGACGUUUAACUCGUGUUCAUAAAUGCACUUUAUGUUCCUAUUCAUCAUCUGACACUUCAUGCAUGAAACUUCACUUAAGAAAGCAUACGGGAGAAAAACCUUUUGUAUGUAACAUAUGUGGGAAGAAAUUUUCCCAAAGGGGUAACUUAAAAACUCAUGUAUUUAACCGUCAUAGAAAAUGAACAGAAAUGUAAUCUUUUCCUUAUUUCAUAUUAAAAUGUCUUUUUUUUU
Molecule: messenger RNA, 601 nt
Organism: Parasteatoda tepidariorum (common house spider)
Lineage: Eukaryota; Metazoa; Arthropoda; Arachnida; Araneae; Theridiidae
Source: RefSeq, a predicted model, not a curated record